Messenger RNA from Trichophyton benhamiae CBS 112371, 2832 nucleotides. RefSeq names its product integral membrane protein PTH11-like, putative. The transcript has 5 exons. Gene Ontology annotation, molecular function: transmembrane transporter activity. Bases 1 to 2832 code for a protein of 943 amino acids. Lineage: Eukaryota; Fungi; Ascomycota; Eurotiomycetes; Onygenales; Arthrodermataceae. The record is from RefSeq and is a predicted model, not a curated record. Gene Ontology annotation, biological process: transmembrane transport.
AUGGCCAUGGAACUAGAUCAUGAGUCGGACCAUGGCCACGGGGUGGCCAUGUUCACCGUGACACUGGUCGUAGUGGUGCUGUCCGCUUGCUCGGUUACGCUUCGACUGGCUUCUCGACUGUAUCUGCGGCAGGCCGUGAAGAUUCGUGAUUAUAUGAUUGUGCUGGCAUGGAUAACCGCAUUUGGCCUGUCAUUUUCCAUUCUCUAUGGGACCUACAAAGGGUUUGGCAUCAAGGUGGACUUCAUCCCACCGGAUCUACGGCCCCUGCUGAAGAAGGGGUUAUAUGCAUUCUCGGUCCUCUACAAUCCUACUUUGAUGUUGACUAAGACGUCGGUUUUGCUGUACUAUGUCGAGAGCAUACCCAAAACCCGCGCCUUUCGGUUGGCUACCUAUGCAACUCUCUUUGUGGUCAACGCCGCCGGCCUGGCUCUGCUGCUUCUCAACGUCUUCCGCUGCAAGCCCGUCCGCUCGGCGUACACUUACCCGGCUGCGAAUGAAUCGGUGUGCACCAACUUCGUUGACCUCAAUCUAGCAUCUGUCCCCCUUAACGUUGUGACAGACUUCGCUAUCCUUGUACUACCUCUACCCGUCCUUUCGCAGAUGACGUUGCCUUUCAGCCACAGGACCGCUGUUGCGCUCAUGUUCACUGCCGGUGCCAUAUUCACCACCAUUACCCUCAUCCGCACUGCAAUGCUGCAGCAUGCACACAUCGCCCAGGUCCAGGCCAAGGAGGCUGUCGAGUGGGACGGCGUAGACGAGAAUGAGUUUCCCUGGCAUGCAUCGGAAUCAUUCAUGUGGUCAGCUGUUGAGGUGAAUGUUGGUAUCAUCUGUACCUGUGUCCCCAUGUUGAAACAGUUGGCCAGCCGGCUGUUUGCCGAAUUCUCCGGGAAAUCCCACCGGUUUGCGUCGCGCAGAGACAUCAAGGAGAAAGCGCCUAUGAGGCGGCCAUUCGACCGACGGGACUCCGUGACCUCUCCAUCUCUCGUCUUCGAUGAAAAUAGGCGGUCAUGUAGUCCUGAUUCAGGAUACAGUGAUGUGGAUGUCCAGGCUAGUUACAGAGAGUCUAGGUCUAAGAGAUGCCAUUCUCACCAUCUAAGCCAAGACAGCUUCCAUGACAGAGGCGCUGUCAAGCCAAAGAGGACUAAAAGCAUGCUGGAACUCACCAACAAGGAGGCACUGCCCUUUUUGACGGCGAUAAUCUUCUUACUCUUUCUCUGGGGGUUCGGGUACGGCCUACUCAAUACUGUCAAUUUCCGCUUCUUAAUUGAAGCAAAGGCAACCUACGCUAAAGCGAUCGGCCUACAUGCCGCAUACUUUGCCGGCUACCUCAUCGGACCGGCAGUAGCUGGCUAUCUACUAAAGAAGACUACCUUCAAACUCACCUUUAUUGUUGGACUGUGUCUAUAUGCCUGCGGCAUUCUAAUUUCGUGGACUUCUGCAGUGCUUACUUCCUUUGAAACAUACGUCUUUUCGAACGUUGUCACCGGUGCUGGCAUGGCUAUUGUCCAGACGACGUCUCAUCCCUUCCUCGCGCUGUGUGGACCGCAGGAAUAUGCUGAAAUGCGCCUUAACAUCGCCCUCGGCUUCCAGUCAAUUGGCAGUGUGAUAUCUUCCAUAUUGGCCAAGAAGGCAUUUUCUCUUAGAACGAUCGACGCCCAUGACCUUGUACAGAUGAAGUGGGCCUACUUUGCCAUGGCUCUGCUUCAUAUCCUCUUAGCCAUAGCGAUGCAUUAUCUCUCUCUGCCCGAAGCAAAUGAUAAUCAACUGGCAGACCUCGCACGCCAGCGCCAAAUGGCCAACUCUGCCAAGAUUUAUGAUAUCCGUGUCGUCUGGGUUACCUUGGGGUUGGCCGUUUUUGCCCAGUUCCUCUUCGUUGGCGGUUCAGAGGGCAUCAACGUGCACUUCAGGAAGCUUGCCAGACGGACCAGAAUCAAAAAUGUCACGCCGUUCGAGUCACAGGCACUUGGCUUUGCGCUCUUCGCCGUUGGGCGGUUUGCAACUGUUGCUCUACAAUUAGUUGCGAAACCACGCGUUAUUCUUUCGAUACUUUAUCUCGGCCUCAUUGGAUGUGCGAUAGCGGCUGUAACCAUCCACGGACGACUUGCUAUGAUCGGGGCUUUGGGCACAUACUUCUUUGGAAGCGGCAUCUACGGCCUCACCUUCGCCAUCGCCCUCCGUGGCAUGGGCCAUCAUACCAAAACAGCUUCUGCCUUCUUAACAGCUGCAGUCUCCGGCGGUGCAGUGUUCACUUGCGUCCAGCGAGCCGUCGCCAACAGCCGAGGAGUUCAGUUUUCCUUUAUUGUUCCUGCCGUCUUAUUCACCGCUUGCUUGAUCUUCCCGAUAUACCUAAACACCUUCGCCCCAGCAAAGAGACAUACCGAUCCCACGCUGAAAAAUCACCGGGCAAGGGGCACUAGCGUGGCAUUCCAUCCUACCCAGAACGAUCGUGGAGAAGGCUUCGCGGUCCCGGAAUCAAUAUUCCCUUCUCAAGAAACAAUCGCACGCGUCGUUCAGAAGUCGCAGGAUCGCUCGUCGGCGCACAUACCGACGUCGCCCACACAAGCACCGAAACGUGCAAAGGGCCAUUACCGCAGUGGUGGUCUAAUGCAUAGCCUGUCAUCGUGGCAUGCAUCUUUGAGAUCCCCAACUUCGGACAGGGCAUCCUGCGAACCGAGCCGGUCGUCGGGCAGGUGGGACAGGGGCUCCAGGUCCGAAAGGAGAUGGCCGCCGGGCCCGUCCUCUCCUUCGGUCGAGUUGGACAAGGUUAAUGCACGACAAAGCUCGGAUUACUAUUAUUACCGUGCAGGAGAGGUGUAUAAGGAUAUCAGAUGA